Molecule: messenger RNA, 2255 nt
Organism: Aricia agestis (brown argus)
Lineage: Eukaryota; Metazoa; Arthropoda; Insecta; Lepidoptera; Lycaenidae
Product: solute carrier family 22 member 16-like
Exons: 6
Coding region: 285-1871 (528 amino acids)
Biological process (GO): transmembrane transport
Cellular component (GO): membrane
Molecular function (GO): transmembrane transporter activity
Source: RefSeq, a predicted model, not a curated record
UGUUGCGAACGCACGCUUUCAAGUAGUUGUAUAAAAGUCAACUGUGAUUUAAACUCGAUUCAUAGUCCGCCUUGACUACGAAAGAUUUGUGUGUCGAGAAAUGUGAUUGAAAGUGAAGUGCAAUAAUUGAAGUGCAAUAAAAAGUGAAUAACUGUUAACUUGAAGUAGAAAUAUAGAAAACAACUUAUAGUGCUAUUAAAGAAGCUAACGUAGGUUUAGAUAGAAUAGUUAAAGAAGAAAUCUACGAAGCCAAAGUGGAGAGAGAAGGAGAUAACCAAAUAGAAAUGGAUGAUCAAGAAGAGGAUUUUAAUCUAGAUGCAGUCCUGGAGACCCUAGGUCCAUACGGGCGGUACAAUCUACUAAACUACGUGCUAGUUCUGUUUCCGGUUCUACUCAGCAGUUUCUUUACCUGUGGAUUUAUUUUUGAAGCCCAGAGCGUUGAUUACAGAUGCGAAGUAGAACAAUGUGAAUCAAACAACGUCACCGACUGGAUCCAAUAUGCGAUCCCCACAAACAGAGAGACGAACAGACUGGAGUCAUGUGUGAGAUACGUCUCAAAUUCCAGCCAGUGCCAACGGGAAGAGUUCACCAAUGUGACGGUGAAAUGCUCCAGAUUUGUGUACGAAAAUAGAGAGUCGAUGGUAAAAGAGUUCGAUCUAGGCUGUCAGGAAUGGAAGCGAGUGCUCGUGGGUACAGUCCACAACUUCGGGAUGUUUGUCACCAUGUUGUUCACUGGGGCCAUCUCCGAUCGCUUCGGGCGACGAGUGGCGGUCGGCAUGGCUGCUACUACCAGCUUCAUCUUUGGCAUUUCAAGAGCAUUCUCCAAAGACUACAUCACUUAUGUGGUACUGCAUUUCGUGGAGGCUGCUCUCGGUGGCGGAUUGUAUCAAUCUGGUUAUGUUUUUGCUGUGGAGCUGGUCAGCUCGAAGCAACGCGUAGCGAUUUCCGCAGCUUGCAGCACGACCUUCGUGACUGGAGUUGUACUGCUAUCUCUACUGGCUUGGGCCGUUGACAACUGGCGGACCUACAUCAUCGUCCUCUACACACCAGCUUUAAUCGUCACCAUAUACGUCUGGUUCAUGAAAGAAAGUGCCCGUUGGCUGAUCAGUAAGGGCAAAACUGCAGACGCAAUUAAGACACUGCGUGGUGCCGCCAAAAUCAAUAAUAUGGAUCACACGAAGCUGGAACUACGGGCUUUAGGCAAUCCACUGGUUAAGAGCGAAGAAAAUGAGGAUAAAGUGGAAAGAUCAGAAUUCUCCAAGGCGAUACGAUCGAGCAUUAUAUGGAAGAGGUUACUAAUGUGUUCAUAUCUAUGGCUGACAUGCUCUUUGGUGUACUACGGGUUUUCAAUCAACGCGGUCUCCUUGAGUAGUAACAAGUAUCUUAGCUUUAUUCUGGUGGCGUUGGUUGAGAUACCGGCAUAUGUGGUGGUGGUGGUAGUGCUGAACAAAUAUGGCCGGAAACGAGUGAUGAUGGUGAACUAUUUUGUGUGUGCUGUCACCAGCUUCCUGUUUGCGUUCCUGCCGAGAUGUGACUACUACUCCAUCCCCCUCUACCUGGUGGGUAAAUGGUGUGUAACGCUGACGUACUCGUCGGUCUACAUCUACGUCUCCGAGGUCUUCCCCACCAGCAUGAGACAGACGCUCAUCAGCUUCUGUUCCACCGCUGGCAAAAUAGGCUCUCUCAUUGCUCCUCUUACUCCACUACUGUCGCUGUAUCACAAGUCAAUGCCGACAGUGCUGUUCGGUAGCUUGUGUUUCGUCGCCAGUUGCCUCACAGUCCUGCUGCCGGAGACGAGGAACACUAGACUUCCUGACACCAUAGAAGAAGCUGAGGAAAUCUCUAGAAACAACGGCAAAAGUUGGUUGUAGUAGAAAGAUAGGUAAUAUUAAGAAAAGUAUAAAGGCACUUUGAAGAUUUAAAAAUGGUAAUUUACAAGUUACAACUACAUUCAGUGUUAGCAGAUUUAUUAGAUGGCCCUACGGCCAGGCCACAACAGUGCGUUGCGGCGUCGCAUCGUUAAAAUCUACGACGUCGCAGAACGCAUCGUGGAAAUUUGCGACGCGACGGCGAGAUUUUUAUGUUGUGACAACGCAUCGCAUUUCUGUACGAUGUUGUUUUUGCGACAGGGCCAGGCCGUUCAAUCUACGGCGUUCUGCGACGUCGUAGAUUUUUACGAUGCGGCGCCGCAACGCAUUGUUGUGACCUGGCCCUAAGCGUAAGAGUUGAUUCAGACCGCAACACGACGCGUAGAU